Messenger RNA from Penicillium diatomitis, 891 nucleotides. RefSeq names its product proteasome core particle subunit beta 5 (gene pre2). The record is from RefSeq and is a predicted model, not a curated record. Bases 1 to 891 code for a protein of 296 amino acids. Gene Ontology annotation, molecular function: threonine-type endopeptidase activity. Gene Ontology annotation, cellular component: proteasome core complex. Lineage: Eukaryota; Fungi; Ascomycota; Eurotiomycetes; Eurotiales; Aspergillaceae. The transcript is spliced from 6 exons.
AUGGAUAAGCUUGUCGCGCAAUACUCGCGCCCAUCUCACCAGAAUGACUUCUACACGGAGGAAGAGCAAACCGACAUGACGGGGAGCCUUCCUCCGCUCUCUUUGAAGUUCGCCCUUCCUCCUGUCGCCAAUCCCUCAGCUUUCCUCCGUGCUAUGACCGAUGAUCAUUCCAACCCCAGCUGUCCGAUCAAGCUGGCUCACGGAACAACAACUCUGGCAUUCCGAUUCCAGGGUGGAAUCAUUGUAUGCACCGAUUCUCGAGCCACAGCGGGUAACUGGAUCGCCAGUCAAACAGUCAAGAAAGUCAUCCCAGUCUCGCGGUUGAGCCGUGGAGAAGACAAGCCAUCAAAUGAUCCCACUCCUGGACUUUUGGGAACAAUGGCUGGUGGUGCGGCGGAUUGCCAAUACUGGUUGCGUUAUCUGAGUCAACAGUGCACCCUGCACGAAAUUCGACACAAGCGCCGAAUCACAGUAGCAGCCGCCUCCAAGAUUCUUGCCAAUCUCACCUACGCGUACAAGGGCUACGGCCUUAGCAUGGGAACAAUGCUUGCGGGAGUCACCCCUCAAGAAGGACCUGCCCUGUACUAUAUCGACUCGGACGGCACCCGUCUGCCUGGCAACCUGUUCUGUGUCGGUUCAGGACAGACCUUCGCCUAUGGUGUGUUGGAUGCGAACUACCGCUAUGAUUUGAGCGAGAAGGAAGCUCUGGACUUGGGUCGUCGGGCUAUCUUGGCUGCCAUGCACCGUGACGCAUACUCUGGUGGUUUCAUCAACUGCUAUCACGUCACAGAGGCUGGUUGGGUGCACCACGGCUUUGACGAUAUGAACCCCAUCUUCUGGAAGACUAAGCUUGAGAGCGGCGAGUUUUCUAACGUCACGUCGGAGCUGUAA